AUGUUCCAAUCCGUUCAAUUACCAGCCAAGGCGAACCUUUUAUCUCCAAAAUCAGGCAACGGUCACUUCAAACCCCUUCCCGAUGAGAAGACUUCCAAUAUCGAAGCAACCAAGUCAAAAGGUCGUCACUGGAAGGAUAUCUUGCGUGAUAUGAGAUCCUUCCUCGCAAUCGAGGAAAACUACGGCUCCACGUACGCGUACGACGUCAGGCCUAGCUCUAUAGCUCCCGGUCGUUGCCACUAG
Molecule: messenger RNA, 243 nt
Organism: Wallemia ichthyophaga EXF-994
Lineage: Eukaryota; Fungi; Basidiomycota; Wallemiomycetes; Wallemiales; Wallemiaceae
Exons: 2
Coding region: 1-243 (80 amino acids)
Source: RefSeq, a predicted model, not a curated record